Messenger RNA from Carlito syrichta (Philippine tarsier), 2094 nucleotides. RefSeq names its product chromosome unknown C19orf47 homolog (gene CUNH19orf47). Gene Ontology annotation, cellular component: nucleus. Lineage: Eukaryota; Metazoa; Chordata; Mammalia; Primates; Tarsiidae. The record is from RefSeq and is a predicted model, not a curated record. The coding region runs from base 119 to 1276 and encodes 385 amino acids. The transcript has 9 exons.
UCACGUGACGGUUACCGCCGCACUCUCGCUGGUGGUGGCCAGGCGGGCUAGAGCGGCCGCAGACGGGUCAGUUCAACUUCCGGCGGCUCCAGGGAGCAGCGUCAGGGCCAGGGAGACAAUGGUCUCAGUGACUAUGGCCACUUCCGAGUGGAUCCAGUUCUUUAAGGAAGCCGGGAUUCCUCCAGGACCUGCUGUCAAUUACGCCGUGAUGUUUGUGGAUAAUAGAAUUCAGAAGAGCAUGCUGCUGGAUCUCAAUAAGGAAAUCAUGAAUGAGCUGGGCGUGACCGUGGUGGGCGACAUCAUCGCCAUUCUGAAGCACGCCAAGGUGGUGCACCGCCAGGACAUGUGCAAAGCUGCUACUGAGUCAGUGCCCUGUGGCCCCAGCCCCCUCCCAGCCGAGAUCCGCCGUGGCACUGCCAGUGCCGCUUCCCGAAUGAUUGCCAACAGCCUGAACCGUGACUCCCCACCCAGCACUCCCCCCAGGCGGCCCGACACCAGCACCUCCAAGAUCUCGGUCACUGUAUCCAACAAGAUGGCAGCAAAGAGUGCCAAGGCCGCUGCAGCCCUGGCCCGCCGGGAGGAGGAGAGCCUGGCUAUUCCUGCCAAACGGCGCCGGGUCACUGCUGAGAUGGAGGGAAAAUACAUCAUCAACAUGCCCAAAGGCACAACCCCCCGGACCCGCAAGAUUCUGGAGCAGCAGCAGGCGGCAAAAGGUCUCCACAGGACGUCCGUGUUUGACCGCCUCGGUGCUGAGACCAAGGCAGACACGACAACAGGGACUAAACCCACAGGAGUCUUCAGCCGCCUUGGGGCCACCCCAGAGAUGGAUGAGGACCUGGCUUGGGACAGUGACAAUGACAGCAGCAGCUCUGUUUUGCAGUAUGCUGGGGUUCUGAAGAAGUUAGGACGGGGCCCAGCCAAGGCCAGUCCCCAGCCGACACUGACUGUCAAAGCCAAGGCCACAAGCUCAGCAACAACAGCCACCACCCCGACACUGCGACGCCUGGCUCUUUCACGCCCUGGGAUGGAUAGGAAACCAGAGACCCUGUCUAAAGUCAGCAUCAUCCAGAGACUGGGCAAGACCGCCCUUGUGCCCGAGGCCCAAGACAGCCAGGUCACGAGCACCAAGAGUAAGUCCUCGGCUGAGGUCAAGGUCACCAUUAAAAGGACUCUGGUGGGGUCCCGGGGGAGCAGCUCCAGCGAGGGCCUUGGUGCCCAGAUGGACCACGCAGGCACUGUGAGCGUGUUCAAAAGACUGGGCCGCAGGACCUUCUAGCCCACAUGUGGGGCAGGUGCAGGCCACAGACCCAUGUGUGUCUGCCCCAGUCCCCUCCAGGCUUCUGGCUCCGUCACUCCGCCCUGCCAGCUCCUGUAUGACACUGCUUGUCUCCCUCAGGUGUUCUGGGAUCCUCCCCAUUUCUUCUAGUCUGGGAUGGUCAUUGUCACCCAACCUUGCCCGCUCUGGGACUCUCCCGUCUCUCAUGUCAUCUGUGCUCCCAUUUCUGGCUGUGGCCUGGGCGGAAUCCACUUUUCUACCUCUCCCAAGUGCCGAGGGCCCUUUUCCUCUCUACAUUCCCCCUUCCUCCCUCUCAGCAGUGUCUGCUGCCUCAAACCCCAACUCCUCAGCCUCCCUGUCUCCCCACCACCCACAGAGUGGGUUUUGUCUGGAGGGGCUCACUUGUUUCCCACCCGCCAUCUUCCCUCAGUCACCUGUACCUCCCCCACUGUUUUAACGUCUCUCUCUUUCCCUCUCUUCACUCUGUUCAUUUCUCUUCUGUUUUCUGUCCCGGUGGCAAGGCCCGACUGUCCGCUGCAUCCUGCCCGACCCUCCUGCACCUCCGGCCUCCCAGCGGCCCCCUCGUCGGCGGUGGCGUCGAGCCUGUAGAGACUGUUAGCCGCCCUUCGCUCCCAGGCUGGAGGGACCUCCCCAGACCCAGGGCUGUGGCCAGGGCACCUCCGUUUUCCAGCGCUGGGUGUCUUUUUCUCUGAAAGUCUGUGGUGGGUGGUGGGUGGUGGGUAACGGGCACUGGGAAGGGAGACACGUACCAAGAGUGAAGACAAUGGCUGUUUUAAUAUAUUUUUGUGACUUUCAAA